Molecule: messenger RNA, 11263 nt
Organism: Melanaphis sacchari
Lineage: Eukaryota; Metazoa; Arthropoda; Insecta; Hemiptera; Aphididae
Cellular component (GO): peroxisome
Source: RefSeq, a predicted model, not a curated record
ACGCCAACCACAAACGCGAUGGAGGAGACGGACGAUUGGGAUAAUAACAGUAAUUGCAGUAGCUUAAUAACAUCGUCGACGGAUUCCGAUUGCGGUUCGGUACUCUCUGUAAUUCUCAACCCCACCCAGACGCAGGAUGACGACAGACCUGAGACGUUUACUUAUGCUGCACCACUACCAGUGGGAUCCUAUGCUCUUGCUUCGUGCGUGUAUGUACUAAUUGACAAGGGUAGAUCGAUGAGCGCAGACAUGCGUGUCAUGUGGUAUUUGAAACGUUUGGGAACCAUACAGAUGGUAGAUGACGACUUAGAUGCUGAAUCGCCUGAGCAAUGUAAAAUAAUGUCGUUUAUACCCAGAGAAGAAAAUUUGGAUAAAGACAGCUUUGCAAAUUCUAUUUUUGUUAUGGAUGCGUUUACUCGUGUUUAUUUUCUAACAGCCAUUUAUAAUAUGGUGUAUUGUUUAGAUAUGAGUCCAUCAAACUGUUCAGUUGAUAUUCAAAGAUGUCAUGUUAUGCUUGAUGAGAUGAAUGUGGCAUUACGUAGAAGUAUCGAAGGGUUUAUCAGGCCUUUUAUUGUCCCUGGAUCUGAUAAAAUUGUUUUUGAACCACAAGUUUAUGUCACAGUUAUAGUACAUACACCAUUUUACACCUCACCAGCUCAACAGGUACUGGUACAAGGAUGGCUUAUCAAUAAUCGUAACUUUCAAGAGUUUAUUAAAAUUAUUACAACAGAAAUGAAUCGUCUUGAAAACUCAUUAGCAAUGACUAAAAGAACUACCCGCAAACCAAAGUAUUUUAAUGAUGAAAAUCAAAAUAAUACUCUAGUGAGCAAUGACUCGAAUACAAAUCAUCAUCGAAAUUCGACAAACAGUGAUUCAAAUUUACUACCUACAUUUAAUAAUAAUCCUGAUUCAGGUUUUAUAAAUACUUUAAGAUAUGGGAUGUUAGCUGUUAGAUUAUUACCUCAAUCAAGCAUAUCAAAUUUAAUUGUUAUUACUGAUGGGAUGAUAACUUUAGCUGACAUACAAGUGCUUGAUUCAGUUUUAAAUCAAUUAAGAUGUAUAAGUGUGGCAUGCUCAUUUUUGCAUGUGUCUAGCCAAUUUCACCCACAUUCAGGUCAUGGAAAUGUGCCGUACUCUGAACUAAUGCAGCUUAUAGCAACAGCCACGUCUGGUACUUACUUAAACUCAUUUCCAAAAACAACACCUAAUUUAGUUGUUAAUUUUUAUCAUGAUAAAUUCAUCAUGUGGUCAUUUAAAAGAGGAGAUGGUGAUGAGUCUUCAAACAAUACAACAAAUCUUAGUUGCACACCUCCACGUGUUCGUCCUGGUGAAUGGACAGUAAGGAAUUCAAAUUUUUAUGGUAAUAGACAAACACAAUUAGUUACGAAAAAACAAUUUAGUGAUCAUAUUCAAGCAAAUCUUGAUAAUAUAGUGUGUUGUCGUUUGCGUGAAGGAUUUAUUAUUGAGGAUAUACAAUUCAAAGAUGCAGGAAAUUCAACUGCUGUUCCUCAUAUGAACAAUUCAAGUAAACUACAACUAAAAUUAAUUUUGCCAUGGACUAAUCAUAUAUAUAUAGAGUAUGAUAUAACUGUGAAAUGGCCUCCAUCAGUAAAAAAAAAAAUUGAACCAAUAGUUAUUGAAGAAAAACCAGAAUUAGUAGAACCAUCUACAUCAACAACACAACCACCUGCACCUAUACACUUAGAUAGUUUAAAUAUCUAUUACACUGUUUCAGUAAAAGGUCCAUAUGAGUUUCUACAUGACAUAACAUGCACUAGAACAAAAAAUUCUCAGUUAUUGUCAAAAAUACCUAGACAUUGCCAAUUUCAUUUGUCAUCCUGCCGAUCAUCAUCCAUUUCUGUUGCUACUGCUACAACUACCAUUACAAGAAAUUUGAAUUUGCUGCCAGAUAAAUCAUACAGUGGUAUCGGAAAGAAAGUAACUUCUAAGUAUAGGCAAGCUUUAAUUACUCGAUUUUGGUCAACUAUGCAUUCCAUAGCACAAACUGAUUUGUUGGUUAAACAUUUGGAAGCAUAUUCUCCUAGUACAGGUCAUUUAAGUAAAUCUGACAACUGUAAUCAAACGAUAGAACAGAAGGAAGUUCAAGAUCAACAACUCCAAAAACAAGAAAAUCAACAAACAGUACAAAUAGAAUCAACGUCACAGGUGAUACAAAAUCUUCAAGUACUAGAAACACCUCAGAUCUUGCAGUUAGAUGAUUCUAGUGUGAUUCCAAGUAACUUAAAUAGUAGCAACUCUAAAACAGAUACAGUGUUUAGUACUGAGAAAACAGAAGCAAACUUGCUUAAUUUUUUGACGUCUGAAGUUCCUAAUAAAAGUCCAUUAUUUAAUGGUGUACCAUUAUUUUAUUAUUUAGUAACUAAUUCAAACACAUCAUAUUGCUUAAAGCAGAAUCAAUUUAAAACAGAUGAUCAACAACAAAGUUACACUGAUCAACAACAUCAACGAUUUGUAGAUUUUUGGAAACCUGUUUGUACAUUAGAUCCUGAUACUCAAUGGCCCAAAUGGUUUUCUACCUAUAGAAUCGGCGGUGGUGUAUUAUUGCUGAGACAUGAUCGAUCAUUACCACAGUGGUUUCAUAAGGAAAAAACAGAUAAUGAUAGUCAUCAAACACUGACUUGCAAUAAAUCAUCUGUAGCGCUAUACACUUUGCUAAAGCAAUGGUGCACAUUUGUUUUAAUUGAUGAACACUCUUAUGUAAAAUGUUUAGACCAAAGUGAAACAUAUACUGAUGAUGUAUCAUUUUGUAUUGCACGAGUUUCACCUAGGCCACCAUCUUGCUGUUGUGUAGUAUUGCAUUUAGCAUUUCAAAGUUGUGUACCAGCUUCAGUUCACCAUAAGAUUAUGGAUGAGUUGAAGAAAAAUAUUGAACUAUUGGAUUCAACUACUACAAUGAAACAGUCUUCUUUUGAAGACCAGAUUACUGAAGAUCAAGAAAAUGACAAAACAGCUAAUACAAUUACUAUUGAAGAAUCGUUAACUCUAAAUAAAACUUCAAAACAUCAAAGAUAUGUGUAUUUAAUGGAUAAACCUUUGGAAAAGAUUUUAAUUAGAUAUGAACGGAUUCCUUCAGAAUUCACUACCGUGAUAUUUCCUGAUGGUUCACAACCCUCUUCUGCUGUAACAACAAUAAAUUUACAAAAGCCAAGGUCCAAAUUAAAUAUUGGGCUUUCCCGUGAUACUGUUUAUGAAUCAUCAAUUGGAGUAGAAUCAAAACCUGUAUCAACCACUACUACUCUUUCACGUUAUUUGUAUCAUAAACGGUGGAUCUGGAGUAGUGGAUGUAAUCGUUAUAGUCAAUGUAGUAAUAGUGUGUCUCAAAAAUUACAACUACAACUGCAAUUGGCUCGUACUCUAUCAGUGUUGACAAGAAUACGACUUAGAGAAGGUUUCAAAUUUGCGCACUCAUCUGCCGGCAUUAUUAACAUGGUUUUAGAAGUUGACAUGAUAGAAGGAUCACUACACUGUCCUAGUACACCCACAAGCCAUUGUGUUAUUCAAUAUGUUUUAUUUCCGCCUAACAAACUACAAAAAGAGCAACCAAAAACUUAUGAGUAUAAUAGUGUUUUUGAUCAAUUAAACUUGGAAAAUAAUGAGGAUGAAAGUUCAUCAAUAAUGUCACUUGAAGAGCAACAAAAAUUUGAUAAGCGUCAAAAACAAGGGAGACAUAUAGUUUCUUUUGCUGGUGAUAGUAAUGAUUGUUGCUCAAAACAUAAAACAGAAGAUGAAUACCAAUUAAUAACAGAAUGUUGGAUUGAGCCACAACACGGAACAGUGGUAGUUAAUGAAAAACAAAAUUAUAAUUAUAUGUCUGGAUUAAUGUAUGAACAAUUAGCAGAUGCGUUGUGGCAAGUGGACUCUGAUUGCAUUGGCUCACUAUUUACAUUUCAACAUAUGCAACAUAUGUGCAUGGACCAAAAUAUUUUAGUUUCUAAUCCAGAUAUUGAUUUAAACAAAAAGCGAAGACAGAGUAAAACCGUUAUUAUUGAUGCUGGUCGCAUUUAUAAAUUACCUUUUAUAUUUAAUUUAGUAAACUUACUACCUAAAUGUAGACAUCAUUCUUCAAUGACGUUCAGUCUUUUCACUGCAGAUCAUGAUUCUGCAGAAUUAAAUAGUACUAAAGAUGAAAGAAAAUUGAAUUACAUGUUGGAGCGUUCAUUUUACUCACGUUUGCGAACAUACAAUAAUCGAUCAUUUAACGUUAACGACUCAGAUCUAUCAGUAGAUAUGAAUCAGACAUUGAAUGAUCAAGAAAUUGGCCAAUGUUUCAUUAAACGCGUUAAUGAUACUCGUUUAAUUUUAACUGUUGGUCCAUCACUUAUAGAAGAAAAAUGUAAUAUUACGGAUAAUUUAUCUGAGGAUAAUAUUCAACCAUUUUGCCGUUCAAGAGCCAAUACAUGGCAUUACAGUAAAAGAGGAACAGGACAAUCAUUAUUGAGUGCACAGUCCCAAGAAAAUUCUACACAUUACUACCGAACAAUGUCUGUGGGAUCAAAGCCAUACUACAAAGACUCUGAAGAUCUGUCUUGGGCUCAACUCAGGGUUGAACAAAAUUUUUCUACUACUGAUAUUAAACAUAACAGUUAUUUAAGUGAUAUUAGUACUGAUGGACAAGAUUACCCAACACAUAUGUUUAUUGAUGUUUAUGACUGCCGACAAGAAGAUAUAGAAAAUGUUCUUAUGUCUGACUGUAGUUCGUUUGAUCAUUCAUUAACUGAUGAUUAUUUUGAAGAAAGUAGUUCUUGUGAUAGUACUGAGAUCAAUAGUGAUGAAGAAGUAGAAGACGAAAAUAUAAUUUCUAACCAAGAACAAAUUAUUUAUGAUGAUCCUCCUGUUGACCCAAUGUUUUUGGAAAAAUAUUUAUACAAAAUUCGAGUUAUUUAUGAUCGCAGCUUAGUUACAACUGUAUUUCAAGCUUUACAUCUGGGAUUGAAUGUUCGGUACAUGGACGUUCAACGUGCUGUUGAUAGAUGUCAGCAUCGUCUUAUUUCAUUUGACAUUACUGAUUACAUAAAGGUUGUAUGUGAUCAUUUUAAGAAAAAUGCUGAUAGCUGUUCUAUUUGUCCUGCUGAUAAUACGACAUUAAAAUCACAUCAUGAUAUGAUACAUUCUAAAUUUUCAGCUACAUUAGAACGCCACAUGUUGAAGCCUGUAGUAAACCACCAAGAUUAUUAUUUUUAUGACCUAAUUGACGAUUUAGACUGUGAUGAGUAUAGUAACAGAAGACAGAAAUAUCUAACUAGUAUUUUAUUAGGAGAAACAUAUCAUAAGACAGAUUUUGAUACACAUGAAUUAGAUGAACAAGAUAUAUUUCCUCUAUUUGUACAUUUAGUUUGUACUAUAAAAACUAAUACUGUUACUAAAAGUCAGUCUGUUCGUUCUUUACCUACUUGUAUUUUUGAACUAAUGAAUCAAGAUAAUGAUGAAGAAACCUCAAAAAAUAUGGAUUUCAGUAACAUAAAAGUAUCAUUGGAUGUGUAUUGUUUAAUGUUACCAAUCAAUGUUUAUGAUGACGAUGAUGAUGAUGACGAUGAGGUUGAUAAAUAUACUACAAUGAAUAGUUCAGAACAAUUACAUUUUCCAAUUAAAAAUAAAUCUAUAGUACAACCAUUGAAACAUACAGACGAUCAUGAAAACUCAUUUGAUUAUUUGAGUUCUUCUUUACCACCUCGGCAUGCUCAAGGAUUAGCAGCAUUCUUAGCUGAGGUGGAAUGGUGUAUGCGCGAUGAAAUGGCAGCUGGUCUUUUACUAUAUCCAACUGUUACUACAAAUUCAUUAGAAAAGAUCAUUGAACAUGUUUCAAAUUCACCACAAUCUCCAUCAAAUGAUCACCAACAAAUACCUGUUCAUUUUGUUGUACCUUCAUCACGUCCUUCUAAAUACAAUAGUGUUUCACUUUUUUUACAGAAACUUGAUCAAUUUGAUAUUAUAUUAGAUAAUGAUAAUGGUAAUGAACGUUAUGCUCUUGAGCAAUCCACAAAAGAUACAUUUUAUGUUGUGGAAAAAUAUUUGCAUCCUAGUCCUGAUAGUACAGUUUUUGAAAGCAAUGGUGAUGAUAUUGAAAACAAUCCUGAUUCUGACAAUUUUUUAACUGAUAUCAAUCACUCUAAACCAAUAUUACCAAAUUUUUGGAUCAUACUAAAAAUACAGCCUGAUCAACAAUGUCAAAAAGAACACAAAUCUGAUAAUAACAACACAGUAAACACAUUAGUAGUAAAUGUAUAUUUCCAUUGCAGGUUUUCUGAAUCAAAUAUACAAGGAAAGUAUUCUGCUAUAAUGGAAAUUGUUAAACAAAAUGUGAAUCAAGCAGCCACUGUUGUCAAUCAAACUAUAUUAUUAUGUCGUUUAUAUGAAACGAAGACUUGUGACCCAUUAUUGGAGCCUAUUAUUGAAGAUUAUGAUCAUUCAGAUGAUGGAGAUGAAAAUGGUAUUGGUGAGGGAAAGAAAAUCAUAAACCAUUUUACUCUCGCUCAAUUUAAGUGCCCAGUUGUAUGGUCUACCAGAUUUUCACUACAUCCUAGGCUUCAACGAGCAACAGCUAUGGGCUUACUUGGUAUACAAGUUUUGCAUACUAUGCUUGAGGGGUUUUCUGUUCGUAAUCGUCGAAAUAUGUUUGUUUAUAAAGAGUCGUCUGGUUCUGUGUUUUAUUUAAGAAUCUAUGAAAAUUCAAGUCAACAGCAACAAGAGCAAAAACCUAAUAAUACUUUAAUAUAUCCAUCACAAUAUGAUUCUGAUGACGAUGAUACUAUAUCAAGAUGUUCAUCUGCCACUUCAACAACAAUUGCAUCUACAAUAUUUUCUUCUAAUCAAUCAAAUUUUUCACGAAAAUAUUCUGAGGAUAUAAAUUACAUGGACAAUAAAUCUAUUCAAAAUCCUGGAACUCGUUCUUUAGGUGGGUAUUGGGGUGAUGUAGAUUCAAAAGACGUAGAAGAUUUGACAUUAAAAGUACAUGGAAUAUCACCUGUUGGUGAUGAAAUUCGCAUUGAUCUAGUAAGAGUUCUACAGAACCGAUUAAAUGAUGGUGUAUUAGAAUUGUUGACAACUAUGUUAUAUAGAAAUCCUCUAUGUAGAUUGUAUCCAGAUGAUGUCCGUUUUGUGCAACCAAACAAUAGUCAUCCGGAUUAUACUAUGAAAUUAUCAUUGCCAACUGAAACAAAAAUUACAAAAUUAUUUAUACACAAUCUAAAACGUUGUGCUGCAACAUUAUUGCUAUUUCCCCCACAAUAUGCAAGUCGUCAUCAUAGAUUUAACUAUGCAUAUAGUAUGGAAAACGAAACAAAAAAGCCUAUCAUUCAUUCAUUUUUUAUGUACAAUCAGCCAAUUGCUGGUAUUAGUGUAAUUGGUGGUAAACGUAUUACAAGUGGUAAACGAGGUCUAGCAUGUGUUUUAUUUGACAUUUAUUCAAAUGAAGAUCCACAAUAUGAUUCAAUAGAUUAUUUAUAUGACUAUCCUACUGAUCCUGAGUUAUUUGAAAGACAUACUAAUGCAGCAUGUAUUGAUGAUUUAAAAUCAACUUCUGAAUAUAGUGGCUACAUUAAAUUGUUUGUGUGGUGGCGUGGUCGAGAUAACAUGGAAGUUCUUCAACAAAAACUAACUUCCACCGUAACUUACUCUUUAUGGGAUAUUUAUAUUGAACGAUUUUUGUGGGAACAGCCUCUUAUAAUUGAACAGCCAUCAGAAAUAUAUGUGAAUCCAUUAUGCAUUCAAUUUUUAGCAAAAUGGAUAGCGUUUGGAGCACGCAAAUCGGUUCCGUUGGCAUACCAUUCUAAAAUAUUAUGUCGGAUACAUAUAAGUCAUGUACUUCGAGAAUUUAAGACACAUUUAUCUUGGUCUUGGUUAUCAUCAUCAUCAAAUAAUUUGCCUAUUUCUGUUCGUUACUUUUACGUUCCACGUUUAAAAUAUGGCGAGACACCAGUUGAUUGUGUUAAUAACAAUGUAAUAAGUGAUUCAGCUGACCCUUUGCAACUGCAAAAAAAACAUGAUUCUUCUUUGAAUAAUUUAAUGUUUUAUGAAUGGCAAGUACCGGAUACUGAUUCAAUCAUAUGUCCACCUUCUGCUGCAUGUAUCUUAAUAGUUGUAUCUGUAACUUCUAUCAAGAAUAAACAAAAACGUAAACGACAACAACAUUUAAAUAUAAGUAAUGAACAUAGUGAUUCAGAUGCAGAUAAUAGUUUUGUUGUGCCAGAAAAUCAUGAAAACAAAAAAACUGUUGAAGAUAAUAAUGAAACUUUAACAACCGAUGACCAACCAGUGACUUUAAACAAUGAUAAAGAUGAAGAUGUAUUACAAAACGCAGUAUCAUCUGAUACUAAUAAAUAUCCAAAACCACAAAAAGUUAAUACUUGUGAAAAAAUUAGUAAAUUAUUUUUGUUAGCUAUAUCUGGUCAGUCAGUUCAUGCAUUAUCAUAUAGUUGCCACAAAAAUGAAGAUCAGCCUAUUGCUAUUCAACGUUUGAGUCGCUGGUUAGAAUGGAGAAACAUUGCUUUCAUGUCAUCUAUAUAUCACAUGAUUGGAUUAAGAAAUUCAAAAUUAUAUGGCCAAUUUGGAAAUACUCAAAUUAAAAGCCAAUCAUCAAAAAUAAAUACUAACCUAGAUUUAUUAUUGGAUUACAAGAAUUAUGCUGCUGUUGUAGGAGAACAUGAAUCUUUUGAGAAAAUAUUUGUUGAAAAAAACUUUCGGAUAAAUAAUCGUGGUUCCAAACCACUUGAUAAUGAUACAGAAGAUAAAAAAAAUAAACCUUUAAAGUAUAAAAAAGAUAUUUUGGAUUCAUAUAUUGAGCGAUUGGUGAAAAAUAAUAAACAAAGGCGUCGCACUGAAAUGUAUCAAAAAUUGUUAUAUGACAUGUGGAUUCAAGUGGAUGCAGUUGUUAGCAAAGAAGCUUUUCGGACUUUUUAUCAACAUAGUAGAUUAAUUCAUUAUUGCUUAACACCAUUGUUAUUUUUACCUUGGUGGCGGUUAGAAUCAGCUGCUACCCGAGAUCAUUUAGUGGAUGCAUCUAAAUUAAGAAGUUUAGCUUCUUCACAUGUUCCACAAUGGCAUAAACGAUUAUGUGCAAGGUUGACAGUUGCUUAUGCUCAAUAUAUUGAGACUGAUCCUCUUUUUAGUGGUUUUCAACCGAUUCAAAUUGGUAAAUCCCGUGUAUAUAGUGAUGGUAUGAUAAUGGAUCUGGAUUGUACUAAAUCCAUAACUCGUUAUUACAAAAAAACUAUACCUGGAGCUUCUGGUGGAUUACUUUUAAUAGAAAUUGGAGUGUGCCAGCCAUUUUAUUACAUCAAGCUUAGUUGUAUUGAAAGAGCACGAAUUACAAAUCUUGUUGAGAAUUACAAAGAUAAAUGCAAAUCGUAUUGUCUUCUUGAACAAUCUGAAAAUAUUAUUCAGAAUAUGCACUUACAUUCAUUUACAUACGACUUUCAUGUACGAAUACUAUCAGAUAGACUUAGUAAAUUAGUAGAAAAACAGAAGGCUGGAAAAAGAUGUAAUUACGGUUGUGAUAUAUUAAUGUUGUUGGAUCAUAAAAACUCUAUACAAAAUAGUGCUAAUAAAACGGGAAAUAGCAAUAAAAAAAACGUUAUUGCUGGAUUUCUAGAUGAUUUUUUGAAAUAUUACACAUUACCACCAUUAUAUUCUAGUUGCUUAGUACUAGCAGGUGUCAUCAAGCGCAGUGAAAUACCUGUUACUGGCCUCCAGCUAUACGAAUAUUUAGUUGAAAACUGUUCGGAAGAUUGUGAAGGAAUGGCUGUUUUAAAAAUUGGUGAUAGCUCAUUAACUGAAGAUGAUGAUGGAGCAUCUCUGUUUGAUGAUUUUGAAGAUCAUGAAUUUCUAGAUUCUCAGCAUAUUUUUGGAAAUGAUUUGACUGAUUAUAUUCUUGUUCAUCAUAUGGCUGGUAGUGAUAUACAACGAAGACAAGAAUUGAAAAAUAAUUCAAAUGCUCGUAAACUGGAAAUGGAAUCAGAUGAAUUUUUUACUGAUAAUCAGUAUGAAGUAUGUGGUUUAUUUGAUGCAACACUUGUUAUGACAUUGUCAUCAGUAAAACAAUUAUUAUUGGACACUAGUAAUGAAAUAACUCUAUCAUAUUAUGUGUUAUUGACAAAUAAUGAAAAUUAUAAUCUGAAAAAACAAAAAACUGCUUCUCUUAAAACCAUCUGCAAUAUGCAACAAAGAAAAAGCACACCUGUUCGUCCACCUGAUCGUAGAUUUAAUCAACCUAAUGACCAAUUAUUGUCUGCUAGUGUACCUAGUAAUAGUGUUGGUAAUUCUUUAACAUCUGAGUCAGCUAUUUGUGGUGGAAGUUUGGAUGAAAACAAUACCUUUCAAAAUUGGUCUCAAUUACCACCAAAUCAUUUACCGUAUUUUAAGAAAAAAUGUAAAAAAAAUAAUGAAUUUGUUUAUGAUGAUUUGAAUGAACAUCAUCAACAAACUAUUAAGAAAAGAAACCUUAUAAAAUUCUAUGAGAAAAAAGCAGCAGAAUUGGUCGCACAUACUGUGGAUACAGCAGCUAAUCGUUGUCGUAUACAUUUACUAUGGAAAUUAUUUGGUGUACCAAUCGAUCAACAGAAACUUGGGAUUAUUGACGUUACAUUUAAUCAACUAGAAGAACUAGUGCAUACAGCUGUUUUUGUAAAACCACUAUGCGAAUAUGACAUUAACUACCGUCAUAUAUUAAAGCUACUUCAUAAACAACCACAAUGGUUUACUUCGUUACACAAAAUGAUCUCUGGACAAUCGACAUUAUUACUGGAGACGACUUCCACAUUACCACCACAGUGUCGUAUUUAUAGUAGUAAUAAAUCAGAACAUCAAUACAUAGUAGUCUUACCAAAUCUAACAGAAUUUGAUGAAUUUGAUGCAUUUGUAAUAAUUGAUAAUGGAAUCGAUUCAACAGAGAAACUUGUUUCCUCGACUGAUUCAUUAGUAAAUAUAGUUUUUAGAAGAAAUGUAAGUGGAUCUGAUGAGAUAGCUGCACUAGUAGAAACUGUUGGAGAUGCCAUAUGUUAUCUUAUUUGGCAAUCAAUCAAAUAAAUAUCAGAAUGUUAAUAGUGUCGCCUUAUGUUAUGUAAUCUUAAUGAAAAUUUUAAAUAGCCUAGAUCAAAUAUCUUAGUAAUAUUAAACUAUACCUAGUAUAAUUUUGUGCCAUUUAUAUAGCUAUAUUAUUAUUGAGUCUAGUCAUUUAAUUUUCCAAAUAUGUCAACACCAAGUUUAGUUAAUAAUGUAUGAUAACCAUUGAAUAUUUUACCUUAUCUUU